GGCCGAUAUUAUCGGACAUCUCUAUAAAUAACCCAAAAAUGUAUAUUUUGUUGUUUUCUUACUGUACCGAAAAUGAACCGAACCGUGACCUCUAAACCGAGGUACGUACCGAACCUAAUUUUUGUGUACCGUCACACCCCUAGUAAAAAGUAAUAAAACAUGUGUGUCUCAUGCAAAAUAGGCCACAAAUCUGGAAGUAUUGUUCAAACAGGAAUUAGAAAAAUGACUGUCGGCGCCACCUAAAGGGAUACUACAAACCUCGCAUUUUUGUUGGUUUUGAGCGGCGAUGCAAUCAAUGCAGGCCCGUUGCCUUGAUAAUCAAUCCGACACAGGUGUGCUCGCUGCACACCAGACGCCAGCAGAAAUAGUUUUCAACCGCUCCGUAUUAAACCUGAGUUUGGAAAAUGAAAAGAAAGUACAGAGCGUUCAAGUGAAGCUGUUUUGGUUUUGUUUUAUUGAUUUGGGUUUGAGCCAACAGUUUUGACGCAUGUAUCUGCUUUGAGUUUGUUGGUUUACCUUGACAUAGCAUACGCUCACCCACUACUACCUGGCCAUCUUCAAGCAAAACCACAACAAAAUUGUGGUCCAUGUCGCCCUAAACAAGACAGCCAUGUGGGUCAGUCCCGAAGAGGUGCUGCUGGCCGGCGCCUUGUGGAUGACGGAGAGAGCCAAUCCUUACUUCAUCCUGCAGAAGAGGAAAGGCCAUGGCGGCGCAGGAGGAGGACUAGCUGGUUUGCUGGUGGGAACCUUGGACGUUGUCCUGGAUUCGAGUGCCCGAAUGGCCCCCUAUAGGAUUCUGUACCAAACCCCGGACUCACUGUCCUACUGGAUCAUCGCUCACGGAACAUCGCGUAAGGAGAUCACGGAGCACUGGGAGUGGCUGGAGCACAACAUGCUGCAGACUCUCUCCAUCUUUGAGAACGAGAACGACAUAACCACCUUCGUCAAAGGAAAAGUCCAGGGCAUCAUCGCAGAGUACAACAAGAACCACGAUGUCAAAGAGGACGACGACACGGACAAGUUCAAAGAGGCCAGCUCCAGGUUCCGCAAGUUGUUCGGCAUGCCGGAGGAGGAGAAGCUGGUCAACUAUUACUCCUGCAGCUACUGGAAGGGCAAGGUGCCCCGACAAGGGUGGCUCUACCUCAGCAUCAACCACGUCUGCUUCUACUCCUACUUACUAGGCAAAGAAGUCAAACUGGUGGUGCGCUGGGCGGACAUCACGCAGCUGGAGAAGAGCGCCACCCUCCUGCUGCCCGACGGCAUCAAGGUGAGCACGCGCAGCCACGAGCACGUCUUCUCCGUCUUCCUCAACAUCAACGAGACCUUCAAGCUGGCGGAGCAGCUGGCCAACAUCGCCAUGCGUCAGCUCCUGGACAACAAGGGCUUCGAGGCGGACCGCUCGCUGCCCAAACUCAAGAAGAAGUCGCCCAAGAAGGUGUCGGCCCUCAAGAGGGACUUGGAUGCCAGAGCCAAGAGCGAGCGUUACAGGGCGCUGUUCCGUCUGCCCAAAGAUGAAAAACUGGACGGGCACACAGGCUGCACCCUGUGGACCCCUUUUAACAAAAUGCACAUUCUGGGACAGAUGUUUGUCUCCACCAACUACAUCUGCUUCACCAGCAAGGAGGAGAUGCAGUGUAGCCUCAUUAUUCCACUUCGGGAGGUGACCAUCGUGGAGAAGGCAGACAGCUCCAACGUGCUGCCCAGCCCGGUCUCCAUCAGCACCAAGAACCGCAUGACUUUCCUGUUCGCCAACCUGAAGGACCGAGACUUCCUGGUGCAGAGGAUCUCCGACUUCCUGCAGCAGACCCCCUCCAAGAGUGGCAUGGAGCGGGAACUCACCGGCAGCCUCAACAGCUCCGACGACGAGGUUUACUCCCAGCACGGGUCGCUGCUCUCCACCAGCCCACAGCACAGCCUGAGUUCGGAGGGCGAGCGGAGCUUCAACCUGAACGACAGCAGCGUGCCCACCGCCACGCAGGCCCUCAUGACCAUGUACCGCCGCCGCUCGCCAGAGGAGUUCAAUCCCAAACUGGCUAAAGAGUUCCUGAAGGAGCAAGCCUGGAAGAACCACUUCACCGAGUACGGCCAGGGGGUGUGCAUGUACCGCACCGAUAAGACCAAAGAACUGGUCCUGAAAGGCAUCCCCGAGAGCAUGAGAGGAGAGCUCUGGCUGCUCUUCUCUGGGGCGAUCAACGAGAUGGCCACCAAUCCCGGCUAUUACGAAGACCUGGUGGAGAGGUCGAUGGGGAAGUACAACUUGGCCACGGAGGAGAUCGAGCGAGACCUUCACCGCUCGCUGCCGGAGCACCCCGCUUUCCAGAACGAGAUCGGUAUCGCCGCACUUCGCCGGGUCCUAACCGCUUACGCCUUCAGAAACCCAAACAUCGGAUACUGCCAGGCCAUGAAUAUCGUGACGUCGGUGUUGCUGCUCUACGCUAAAGAGGAGGAGGCCUUCUGGUUGUUAGUGGCGCUCUGUGAGAGGAUGCUGCCAGACUACUACAACACCAGGGUCGUAGGAGCUCUGGUGGAUCAAGGCGUGUUCGAGGAGCUGGCUCGCGAGUACGUGCCCCAGCUGUACGACUGCAUGCAGGACCUGGGCGUCAUCUCCACCAUCUCGCUCUCCUGGUUCCUCACCCUCUUCCUGUCGGUCAUGCCGUUUGAGAGCGCCGUGGUGGUGGUGGACUGCUUCUUCUACGACGGCAUCAAGGUGAUCUUUCAGCUGGCGCUCUCCGUGCUGCACGCCAACAUCCACCAGCUGCUCGGGUGCAAGGACGACGGCGAGGCCAUGACCGUGCUGGGCAGAUACCUGGACAACGUGACCAAUAAGGACAGCACCUUGCCUCCCAUCCAACAUCUGCACUCCUUGCUGACGGACAACGGAGAGCCGCAUCCAGAGGUGGACAUCUUCAAACUGGUCCGCAGCUCUUACGAGAAAUUCGGCUCCAUCCGCGCCGACGUGAUCGAGCAGAUGCGUUUCAAACAGAGGCUGAGGGUCAUCCAAACCAUCGAGGAUACAACAAAGCGCAACGUGGUCAGAAGUGUUGUGACAGAGACUGCCUUCAGCAUGGACGAGUUGGAGGAACUCUACGUCCUCUUUAAGGCCGAGCACCUGACCAGCUGCUACUGGGGAGGCAGCAGCAACCCCACCGAGCGCCACGACCCCAGCCUGCCCUACCUGGAGCAGUACCGCAUCGACGUGGAGCAGUUCAAGGGCCUCUUCAACCUCCUCUUUCCCUGGGCCAACGGCGCCCACUCGGACCCCUUGGCGGCGCGCUUCUUUCGCCUGCUGGAUCAGAACGGGGACGCCUUCAUUAAUUUCCGGGAGUUCAUCAACGGCCUCGGCGUUCUAUGUCACGGCGACCUCACAGAGAAGCUGAAGCUCCUUUACAAGACGCACGUUCUACCUGAGACGACGAGUGAACAGGAGGAGCCUGACUCCGCCUUCGAGGCCACGCAGUACUUCUUUGAAGACAUCACCCCGGAAACAUCAAUAGGCCAGGACACAAAGAACCAAAGUGAGAAGGAUGACGGCUUUGUCAGGGUUACUUUCAAAACGGAAAAAGUGAAGAAACUCAACAACCCCGACUACCGACACUACCUGAAACUGUGGAACCAGGAGAGCAAGUCUAAGACGGAGCACACUAAGGAUCUUCCCAAGCUGAAUCAGAGCCAGUUCAUCGAGCUGUGCAAGACGCUGUACAGCAUGUUCAGCGAGGACGUGGCGGAGCAGGAGCUGUACCACGCCACCGCCACCGUCACCAGCCUGCUGCUGGAGAUGGGCGAGGUGGGCAAGCUCUUCUGCCGCGCCGGCAGGGACCGGGAGCGAGCCCACCCGUCCGAGGCGCGCCAGGCGGACGAGGCGGACGAGGGAAAAUGCGGGGACGUCCGCCAGCCCUCGCCGCCCAUGCAGGACAUCAAGCUGGAGGACUCGUCUCCCAAAGACAACGGCGCCUCGUCGUCGGCCAUGCUCAUCUCCGACGACGAGGCCAAAGACGACACGUCGGUGUCGUCGUACUCGGUGCUCAGCGCCGGCUCGCACGACCUGGACGACAAGCUGCAGUGCGAAGACAUCGCCGACGACACGGUGCUGGUGAGGAACGAGGGCCAGGACGAGCGCGGCGGCGGCGUGGACAAAGACUGGGCCAUCACCUUUGAGCAGUUCCUGGCGUCCGUGCUCACAGAGCAGGCGCUGGUCAGCUACUUCGAGAAGCCCGUGGACGUGACGGCUCGCAUCACAAACGCUAAGAAUGUUCACAAAGUGGGGCGCCCCCUGCUGUCCACCAGUGACUAUGACAUCUCUCUGUCCGGCUAGGUUCACAAAGUGGGGCGCCCCCUGCUGUCCACCAGUGACUAUGACAUCUCUCUGUCCGGCUAGGUUCACAAAGUGGGGCGCCCCCUGCUGUCCACCAGUGACUAUGACAUCUCUCUGUCCGGCUAGGUUCACAAAGUGGGGCGCCCCCUGCUGUCCACCAGUGACUAUGACAUCUCUCUGUCCGGCUAGGUUCACAAAGUGGGGCGCCCCCUGCUGUCCACCAGUGACUAUGACAUCUCUUUGUCCGGCUAGGUUCACAAAGUGGGACGCCCCCUGCUGUCCACCAGUGACUAUGACAUCUCUCUGUCCGGCUAGGUUCACAAAGUGGGGCGCCCCCUGCUGUCCACCAGUGACUAUGACAUCUCUCUGUCCGGCUAGGUUCACAAAGUGGGGCGCCCCCUGCUGUCCACCAGUGACUAUGACAUCUUUCUGUCCGGCUAGGUUCACAAAGUGGGGCGCCCCCUGCUGUCCACCAGUGACUAUGACAUCGCUCUGUCCGGCUAGGUUCACAAAGUGGGGCGCCCCCUGCUGUCCACCAGUGACUAUGACAUCUCUCUGUCCGGCUAGGUUCACAAAGUGGGGCGCCCCCUGCUGUCCACCAGUGACUAUGACAUCUCUUUGUCCGGCUAGGUUCACAAAGUGGGGCGCCCCCUGCUGUCCACCAGUGACUAUGACAUCUCUUUGUCCGGCUAGGUUCACAAAGUGGGGCGCCCCCUGCUGUCCACCAGUGACUAUGACAUCUCUCUGUCCGGCUAGGUUCACAAAGUGGGGCGCCCCCUGCUGUCCACCAGUGACUAUGACAUCGCUCUGUCCGGCUAGGUUCACAAAGUGGGGCGCCCCCUGCUGUCCACCAGUGACUAUGACAUCGCUCUGUCCGGCUAGGAGUCCUGUUCCUCUUGGUGGACUUCACACUAAUAUUUCAUGUUUCAUGUCCAGUACAGACUUGUACUAGAAAGUACUGACACCAAUAUUUCAUGUCCAGUAGUAGAAAGUACACGUGCAGUAGACGUCUUGUCUUCUGUCCACAAUAUUGCACGUCCUGAAUGUUGCUCAACUAUAUACUGCUCACCUCCGUUUACCCUUUAAGAUACUACUGCACUCUCCUAGUAUCCUGUGUAGUACUACUACUUCACUCUCCUAGUAUCCAGUGCAGUACUACUACUGCACUCUCCUAGUAUCCAGUGUAGUACUACUACUGCACUCUCCUAGUAUCCUGUGUAGUACUACUACUGCACUCUCCUAGUAUCCAGUGUAGUACUACUACUUCACUCUCCUAGUAUCCAGUGUAGUACUACUACUGCACUCUCCUAGUAUCCUGUGUAGUACUACUACUUCACUCUCCUAGUAUCCAGUGCAGUACUACUACUGCACUCUCCUAGUAUCCAGUGUAGUACUACUACUGCACUCUCCUAGUAUCCUGUGUAGUACUACUACUUCACUCUCCUAGUAUCCAGUGCAGUACUACUACUGCACUCUCCUAGUAUCCAGUGCAGUACUACUACUGCACUCUCCUAGUAUCCAGUGUAGUACUACUACUGCACUCUCCUAGUAUCCAGUGUAGUACUACUACUGCACUCUCCUAGUAUCCAGUGUAGUACUACUACUGCACUCUCCUAGUAUCCAGUGCAGUACUACUACUGCACUCUCCUAGUAUCCAGUGUAGUACUACUACUGCACUCUCCUAGUAUCCAGUGCAGUAGUACUACUGCACUCUCCUAGUAUCCAGUGUAGUACUACUACUUCACUCUCCUAGUAUCCAGUAUAGUACUACUACUUGACCUUAGAGCUGUUAGCAGGACGCUGCAAUGAACGCAUCAUAACUCAACAGGAGAACGAGGCUCUCCUGUUGCUUCUCUAAGGAGACACAUUUCGUCCAAGAAGAGACUGAGGAAAGUGAGAGAAUGAGGGACUCUGGUAUUUAUUUCUAAGGAGAGAGACAUUGUCCAAGAGGAGACUGAGGGCAGCGAGACAAUUGCGGGAGUCAUGUAUUUCUAUAAGGACACAUACUUAUUUCAAGGGGAAGACUGGUGAGAACAAGGGUGCUCUGUAUUUACUUCUAAGGAGAUAAGCCUUAUCCAAGAGGAGACUGAGGGCAGCGAGAGAACGAGGGAGUCCUGUAUUUAUAUCUCUAAGAAGACAUACUCAUUCCAAGAGGGAGACUGGGGGAGAACAAGGGUGCCCUGUAUUUACAUCUAAGGAGAUUAGCCCUAUCUAAGAGGAGACUGAGGGCAGCGAGAGAACUAAGGAGUCAUGUAUUUUUUUCUCUAGGAAAACAUACUCAUCCCAAGGGGAAACUGGGGAGAACAAGGGUGCCCUGUAUUUACUUUUAAGGAGAUAAGCCUUAUCCAAGAGGAGACUGAGGGCCGCACAAGAAGGAGGGAGUCCUGUAUUUAUUUCUCGAAGGAGACCUACUCAUUCCAAGGGGGAGACUGGGGAGAACAAAAGUGCCCUGUAUUUACAUCUAUGGAGAUUAGCCCUAUCCAAGAGGAGAAUGAGGGCAGCAAGACAACGAGGGAGUCCUGUAUUUAUGUCUGUAAGGAGACCUACUCAUUCCAAGGGGGAGACUGGGGAGAACAAAAGUGCCCUGUAUUUACAUUUAUGGAGAUUAGCCCUAUCCAAGAGGAGAAUGAGGGCAGCAAGACAACGAGGGAGUCCUGUAUUUAUGUCUGUAAGGAGACCUACUCAUUCCAAGGGGGAGACUGGGGAGAACAAAAGUGCCCUGUAUUUACUUCUAAGGAGAAAAGUCUUAUCCAAGGGGAGACUGGGGGCAGCGAGACAAUGAGUGAGUCCUGUAUUCAUUUCUAUAAGGAGACAUUCAUUCUAAGGGGGAGACUGGGGAGAACAAGGGUGUCCUGUAUUUACCUUUUAAGGAGAAAAGCCUUAGCCAAGAGGAGACUGAGGGCAGCAAGAGAACGAGGGAGUCCUUUAUUUAUUUCUCUACGGGGACAUAUUCAUUCCAAGGGGAGACUGGGGAGAACAAGGGUGUCCUGUACUUACUUCUAAGGAGAGUUGCCUUAUCUAAUAGGAGACUAAGGGCGGUGUGACAAUUGCAGACUACUGUAAUAUCAUCUACGCGGAAAAGGGAGGCAACAAGGAGACUAAAAUUUACCUCUAAGGGUACAAAUUUUAUCCAAGUGGAGACUGAGGGCAGAAAGAGAACAGGGGUCGGCUGCAGCUACCUUGGAAGAGACACAUUUUAUUCAAGAGACUGAGGGGAGGGACAAAGGUCUCGGUAGAGAGAUUUUAUCCAAAAAGACACUAAGGUCGCCGUAGAACAAAAAUACAUAUUGUAUCCAGAAGGAGACUACAGGCAACAAAAAAGCAAUGAUGGACUGUAUUUACUUCUAUCAAUACUCAAUUUUAUUCAGGAGGAGACUGAGGGCAGCAAUGAUCUGUUGUGUUAGCCGGAAAGAGACAAGGUUUUAUUCAGGAGGAGACUGAGGGCAGCAAUGAUCUGUUGUAUUAGCCGGAAAGAGACAAGGUUUUAUUCAGGGGGAGACUGAGGGCAGCAAUGAUCUGUUGUAUUAGCCGGAAAGAGACAAGGUUUUAUUCAGGGGGAGAUUGAGGGCAGAAAGAGAACAGGGGUCGGCUGCAUCUACCUUGGAAGAGACACAUUUUAUUCAAGAGACUGAGGGGAGGGACAAGGUCUCGGUAGAGAGAUUUUAUCCAAAAAGACACUAAGGUCGCCGUAGAACAAAAAUACAUAUUGUAUCCAGAAGGAGACUACAGGCAACAAAAAAGCAAUGAUGGACUGUAUUUACUUCUAUCAAUACUCAAUUUUAUCAGAGGAGACUGAGGGCAGCAAUGAUCUGUUGUAUUAGCCGGAAAGAGACAAGGUUUUAUUCAGGGGGAGACUGAGGGCAGCAAUGAUCUGUUGUAUUAGCCGGAAAGAGACAAGGUUUUAUUCAGGAGGAGACUGAGGGCAGCAAUGAUCUGUUGUAUUAGCCGGAAAGAGACAAGGUUUUAUUCAGGAGGAGACUGAGG
Molecule: messenger RNA, 8296 nt
Organism: Entelurus aequoreus (snake pipefish)
Lineage: Eukaryota; Metazoa; Chordata; Actinopteri; Syngnathiformes; Syngnathidae
Gene: tbc1d9
Product: TBC1 domain family, member 9 (with GRAM domain)
Exons: 22
Coding region: 611-4312 (1233 amino acids)
Molecular function (GO): calcium ion binding
Source: RefSeq, a predicted model, not a curated record